CCCAAGAGUUGUCGGUGGGUGGUAUUGGCUAGCUGCCUUCCCGCUUAUCCAUCUCUUUCAAAUUAGCAACGGUUAUCGCAAAUAGCUUUGCCUGAAAUUUAAUAAUAAGAAGAAUAAAAAAAACCCUUCUGAAUGUCCUAUGGUCUGGACUAAAGAGGUCGCUAAUGUACUCAAAGUUUAAACUUUAUAGUUUCGUUUGUGUAAUUACUCUAAGUAUGGCGUUAGAAGGCGGUGAUACGAUUUUUGGAAAGAUCAUACGUGGAGAGAUACCAGCUGAUUUUGCUUAUCAAGACGACAAGUGUGUGGCUUUCCAUGACAUCAAUCCACAGGCUCCUGUUCACUUUCUUGUUGUUCCAAAGAAGCCCAUUCCACAACUUUCCAAGGCUGAAGACUCUGAUGAAGAGCUACUAGGACAUUUGCUGUUUAUUGCCCAGAAAGUGGCCAAGGACCUCGGACUUAAUAAUGGAUAUCGUGUAGUGAUUAAUGAUGGCCUACAUGGAGGACAAGAAGUCUUUCAUCUCCAUGUGCAUGUUCUGGGAGGUCGACAGAUGAUUUGGCCCCCUGGCUAAGAACCACUAACUGUGUCAGAGAAAGUAAUGUUGCUGCUGUAAUAACCAUAGUUAAGUGUGUAGUUAUUUGUAAUUUCAACAGAUAUCAUACUUCAAAGUUCCUUUCUUCACUUGCACAACAUUAGAUGCUGUACAAAUUGGAACUUAAGUUAUGCUACUUUCACAUAUUACUUUAUAGGAGUGUCUCGUUAAAACACUAGUGUUAUAGAGUUACUUAGCAACUGCUCAAAAGAAGAGGCAAGUUGUGAACAACUUAAUGUUCUAAAAUUACAAUGUAUUCUUACAAAAUAUAUCUUGUAUCAGUUUUCUCUUUCUUAAGUCACACUUAAUACAUUUUCUUGUUCCAGACUAACUGCAAUAUUCUUCAGCAACUGUUCAAAUUUUAAUAAAAAAUAGCAUAGACUUA
Limulus polyphemus (Atlantic horseshoe crab) is the source of this 975-nucleotide messenger RNA. Its product is annotated as histidine triad nucleotide-binding protein 1-like. The record is from RefSeq and is a predicted model, not a curated record. Gene Ontology annotation, cellular component: cytoplasm; nucleus. The transcript is spliced from 3 exons. Gene Ontology annotation, biological process: purine ribonucleotide catabolic process. Lineage: Eukaryota; Metazoa; Arthropoda; Merostomata; Xiphosura; Limulidae. The coding region runs from base 165 to 569 and encodes 134 amino acids. Gene Ontology annotation, molecular function: hydrolase activity.